GGAUGAGGAGUAAUAGCACCAGACUGUCAGGAUAAAUUAAUCUUUAACCAUAUUUAAAGAAACAUCUGCCUUAAGCAAGCCUUAUUUGUUAAAGAUACAACGUUUUUACCGCUCGGGGAUUCAGCUAUUGCUUGAAUGGGAAUGUCGUCCUGAUGAUUUCUCACUCAUUAGCGGCUUUCACAGUAUAACCAGAUAGCCUGUAGAUACUAUUUUUUUCCAAACGGUUUUUUUUUUUUUUUUUUGGCUGCUUGGUUUUUGUUGCUGAGUGUAUUUUACACUCAACACGCAUGGUGCUGUGAUAUAUCCUGUGUGACUAACACUGCAGGGCUGGUGGACAGACGACCUCUCCGGGCAGCAACCUGUUCAUCUCCGGAGGAUUAACGUGAUGGAUAAUGCUCAUACUAAGACGGUGGAGGAGGUUCUGGGCUUCUUCAGUGUGAAUGAGUCUACAGGUCUGAGCUGUGAGCAGCUGAAGAAGACCAGGGAGAGAUGGGGACCCAACGAAUUGCCAGCUGAAGAAGGGAAGUCACUUUGGGAGUUGGUCAUGGAGCAGUUUGAGGAUCUGUUGGUUCGAAUCUUGCUGCUGGCUGCGUGCAUCUCCUUCACGCUGGCUUGGUUCGAAGAAGGGGAGGGGACGAUUACAGCCUUUGUCGAACCCUUCGUCAUCCUCCUCAUCCUCAUCGCCAAUGCUAUUGUAGGAGUAUGGCAGGAGCGUAAUGCAGAGAAUGCCAUCGAGGCUCUGAAGGAGUACGAGCCAGAGAUGGGCAAGGUCUACCGACAGGACAAGAAGAGCGUCCAGAGAGUCAGAGCCAGAGACAUCGUUCCUGGAGACAUUGUGGAAGUGGCAGUUGGCGAUAAGGUUCCAGCUGACAUCAGACUGACUUCCAUCUGUUCCACCACUCUGAGAGUUGACCAGUCCAUUCUGACGGGGGAGUCCGUCUCUGUGCUCAAACACACGGACCCUGUACCAGAUCCCCGAGCCGUCAACCAGGACAAGAAGAACAUGCUCUUCUCUGGUACCAACAUUGCUGCGGGGAGAGCCAUCGGGGUCGUCGUGGCGACAGGGGUGCAGACGGAGAUUGGAAAGAUCCGAGAUGAGAUGGCCUCUACUGACCCUGAACGGACCCCUCUACAACAGAAACUAGACCAGUUUGGAGAGCAGCUGUCUAAGGUGAUCAGUGUGAUCUGCGUGGCGGUGUGGGCUAUCAAUGUGGGCCAUUUUAAUGACCCUGUGCAUGGAGGCAGCUGGCUGAGAGGAGCUGUUUACUAUUUCAAGAUCGCCGUGGCACUGGCUGUAGCUGCCAUACCAGAAGGCCUCCCAGCAGUCAUCACUACCUGCCUGGCACUUGGUACCAGGAGGAUGGCCAGGAAGAACGCCAUCGUCCGCAGCCUGCCGUCAGUGGAGACGCUUGGCUGCACCUCUGUCAUCUGCUCAGACAAGACGGGGACACUGACCACCAACCAGAUGUCAGUUUGCAGGCUGUUUGUUGUAGACAGUGUGUCAGGGGAGCGUUGCAACCUGAGCGAGUUCACAGUGACUGGAUCUACUUACGCCCCUGAAGGGGAAGUCUACAAGGACGGCUCAGUGGUGCAGAGCAGUCAGUAUGAAGGCUUGGUGGAGAUGGCCUCCAUCUGUGCACUGUGCAAUGACUCAUCACUGGACUUCAACGAGGCAAAGGGUGUAUUUGAGAAGGUCGGGGAAGCAACAGAGACUGCCCUCUGCUGUCUGGUGGAGAAAAUGAACGUAUUUGAUACUGACCUGAGAGGACUCUGCCCAUCUGAGAGAGCUACAGCAUGCUGCUCUGUCAUUAAGCAGUUGAUGAGGAAGGAGCUGACGCUGGAGUUCUCCAGAGACAGGAAGUCCAUGUCUGUCUUCUGUUCAUCCAAUAAACUCACCAGAUCUACAUCUGGAGCCAAGAUGUUUGUCAAGGGAGCUCCAGAGAGCGUGCUGGAGCGCUGUAAUUACAUCCGGGUCAGCGGUUCUGCCCGUGUGCCUUUGAGCUCGGCGGCUAGAGAGCAGCUCCUGUCCACGGUGCGGGAGUGGGGCUCGGGCCGAGACACGCUGCGGUGCCUCGCCAUGGCGACCAGGGACACACCACCUGACAUCCACUCUCUCAACCUGGAGAACUCAGCUGGGUUCGCUGAUUAUGAGUCCGAUCUGACCUUUGUGGGCUGUGUGGGCAUGUUGGACCCCCCCAGGAAAGAGGUGCUCAGUGCGGUCCGAAUGUGUCGGCAGGCUGGAAUACGAGUCAUCAUGAUCACAGGUGAUAACAAGGGUACAGCUCUGUCCAUCUGCCGGCGAGUGGGUAUCAUCACAGAGCAGGAAGAGGAGCAGGAGGGUUCAGGGGUAAACGGGGGCCUGACGGGGCGGGAGUUUGACGAGUUGCCCCCUCACCUGCAACGCCAGGCCUGCCGGACGGUGCGCUGCUUCGCCCGAGUAGAACCGGCACAUAAGAGCCGCAUAGUGGAGUACCUGCAGAGCCUGAGUGACAUCACAGCCAUGACAGGUGACGGGGUGAAUGACGCUCCGGCAUUGAAAAAAGCAGAGAUCGGUAUCGCUAUGGGCAGCGGCACGGCGGUCGCCAAGUCAGCCUCUGAGAUGAUCCUCGCUGAUGACAACUUCUCCACCAUUGUGGCCGCUGUGGAGGAGGGCAGAGCCAUUUACAACAACAUGAAACAGUUCAUCAGAUACCUGAUAUCAUCCAACAUAGGAGAGGUGGUCUGUAUUUUUAUGACAGCUGCACUGGGAAUGCCAGAAGCGCUGAUCCCAGUUCAGCUGCUUUGGGUCAACCUGGUCACUGAUGGUUUCCCAGCAACUGCUCUGGGCUUCAACCCUCCUGACCUGGACAUCAUGUCCCGCCCUCCCCGCUCCGCAAAAGAGCCUCUGAUCUCCAGCUGGUUGUUCUGUCGCUACCUCAUCGUCGGAUGUUAUGUGGGAGCAGCCACUGUUGGAGCGGCUGCCUGGUGGUUCAUGGCAGCUCACGACGGACCAAAACUCUCCUUCUAUCAACUGUCCCACUACCUGCAGUGCAGUGAAGGCCACGUGGAGUUUGCUGGUGUGCAGUGUUCAGUCUUUGAGUCUCCUUAUCCCAUGACCAUGGCCCUGUCUGUCCUGGUUACCAUAGAGAUGUGCAACGCCUUGAACAGUCUGUCAGAGAACCAGUCCCUGGCAAAGAUGCCUCCCUGGUCCAACCCCUGGCUGGUGGGAGCCAUCUGUCUGUCCAUGGCUCUACACUUCCUCAUUCUAUAUGUAGACCCUCUGCCAAUGAUAUUCCAGAUACGCCCUCUGUCGUGGCCUCAGUGGGUGGUGGUGUUAAAGAUGUCACUUCCUGUCAUACUGAUGGACGAGGCCCUCAAGUUCCUGGCACGAAACUACAUUGAGCCAGGAAGCCAAAUGCAGACAUUGGAAGAGGAAGAGGAGCUGCAGAGGACGAACGGCGCCAUGACGACAAGGCUCCGUCAGUCAAUGAGGGGCGUGUCCUGGUCGUUUGUUCUGAUCUCUACACCGCUAGUGAUCUGGAUCUUCAGCCUGGACUCUGACAUCACCAACAUCUUCUGGUAGUGACGGGAGGAAGAGAGGACGGGUGGACUGUGGGGGAGACAGCGAAAGACGGGAGACUGAAAGAAGGAAGUCGGAGAGAAAGGAUGAGUAGUGGGAAGAAAAAUACAAAGGAGCAGGGGAUGGAAUGUGUUAGGGUGAGCGGAGGUAGAGAAACAAAAGCAAAGUGAGGAAAGCAAAACUUUGCUGAGAUAUGAAAAUGUAAAAGAUAAAAAGAGGAAAAUAUUUAGCCUAUAGACAAUCAGAGAAAUAAGAAACAAAGUGAAAAGCAGUUUAAGACCAUCGCUUCCUCAAUACUAAAAGGUGCUCUGUGUAGCUGAUUGUCUCUUUACAUUUAACAUUAAUAUACUUAAACUGUACUUGUACCUGUUUCUAGAGCUGCUGUUCUGUUUGUCAGUCCAGCACUUUGACCAGAGUAAAUUAUGUAUAUUACUGACAAAAUACUAAAAAAAAUGAAUGACCAUAGCAUGCUAACCUGCUAAAUUUUGCAUUCUAAAAUACUAAAGGCUAGCUGAUCAACAUUAGCAGGUGAGCAUGCUAAUAUUAACACGUGUAUGCUUUUUGAACACGAUAAGCAGAAUAAAAGCCAGUUAAAGUUCGUAUUGUUACUGAAAUAAAAUGAAAUGAAGUUCAACAAUUAGUCUUCUCUCCAAAUGUGACCCAGUGACACACGAUGUAAAGUACAGUGUAGAUACGGUAAGGAGAUUUAUGGUUUAUCACAGGUUGCAUUUAUGUUAGACUAUCUUUUUAGUGACCAGGAGUGUGUUGCAUCAGCUGUUCAUAAAUCCUUCACCAAGUUUGUAUCUACAGUCCUUCCUAAGUACUUAAGUAACUACUAAAACCAGUUGCUUACUAUCUAAGUCUAAGUAACUACUAAAUCCAGUUGCACUAUUAAAAGCUAAGAAAUAUCUGGUCAAGACUCUCAGAUAAAAUGCUAUCAACAAAAAGUAAUAGUCACGAGUUUUUUUAAAUGUGUUUUGCAAAAUUGAAUCUAGUCAUAAUUGCAUUUUUUGUUAGCUGUGUUCCAUAUUACCUCCUUUACCCUUCACUCUAAACUUGUAAUGUAUUAGCAAGCUACGUUAGCUUGGUCAGAUAGCUACUUUGUUUAUCUAAGCAACAGUUGCACCUGUGAGUUAGUGGAUGUAUUUAUUGAGUAAGAACUCAUCUCUACAUAAGAUGGUGCAAUCUGUUUUAACGUAGUUGUGUUUAAAUCUCUUUGCGAGAACUUGCGUUAUAACGUGGCUAAGUUUCAACGUACGAAGAGCUGGUGCAACUGAUUCCUGACAAGGCAAAACGUAACCAGUACUUCAAAGUGAGGGCAAAAGUAAUCCCCAAGUUAGGAAUCAUUGGUGUAGAUGUUUGGUGUUGCAUGGUGAUGAUUUAUUGAUGGUGAAAAUGCUACACAUAGCACCUUUUUGAUGAGAAUUUCUGGUUGUGGUGAAUUAGUCGAUUAAAUAGAAGAAAGAGAAACAUUCCGAGUGGCCCGGAAACACACACACGCAUACACACACCAGCUUUACAUCCACACUGUAACUUACCAGUAAUAAUAUGUGGUCAGAAAUAGUUGAGGAGGCCAGACAACUAGAUGUACUAUAAAAUCCUCCAACUGGCCGUUCUGACAGUCUUUAUGCUGCAAUGCAAAAACAUACAGUCAUAUAAUGUUAGAACUUCUUUGUAGAUACUGUACAUGAGACAAAAACAAGCAACCUGUGAAGGAAGACUGUUAGCAGAGUAUUACAGAACGCAUGUCAAUACACCUCACGCAUUUCUAACAAGGGCCAGAGUGGAAGUCCAGGUCCAGGUCUUUACUGACAAUAUUUCAUUCUACUGAGACUCCCAACAUUUCCUGCAGAGUUAGAUGAAGUUGGUUCUGUGUACAGCUGGGUCUCUACAGGCUCACUUCCAACACUGUAAAGCUCAUGAGUACAGUUCAACAUAGCAUUUCUAAUCUUAAAGGCCAUUCACUUCAACCUUUGUUCUGAUAGAUCUACAGUUCAGUAUAUUUCAUUUUCUUUUCUGUUGAUUGUUACUGACACAUGAAAAGGUCUUAAAAGUGACUUGACCAGACUUCAGCUGGUUCUUUAGACAUCCCGAAACUUCGUAGAAUGACUGAAGCUGGAUUUAAGCCUUCACACCGGGAUGAAUGAGUCAAGUGUGUUUCAUUAGUUAAGAAAUGUAAUUUAUAUUAACGAUAGAGAUGUUAUUGCAUCUAAACGAUGUGGUUGACUGCGACAUGUAUGUAAGCUAAAUGGGUUAAUAUGUUUUAUUUCUUUCAUGUUAAGGCUUUAAAUAUAUAAGAGAUGUUAUUAUUUCUCUCAUUCCCCAAGUUCUGCUCAGUACAAUGCAACACUGCUUUUAGUUGUUCUUUUGUUACUUUUGUUCUGUCUUUCUUUUUUUAAAAACGUUUUUUCUCCCAUGCCUGUUUACCACAGAAACUGCCUCUGUGUUACUUUACUGAAAGUUAAUUCAGAUGCAGGAUUUCAAUUUGAACACUAAUGCUUUUAGCAGGAGUUGUAAUCCCUACUACUAUCUUACCACAAGUCAUACAGUAGGCCUGACAGAAAGCAGUGGUUCAUUUAAAUGUUUUUGUAAUGAUUUUGUUUGUGAAUAUCAGUGACCUGUCUGCCAUUUUCUUCAGUGAUGUCCCACUAUUUGCCAUUGGGAUUGUUUAUAUGUGAAAAAAAGCAUUAGUCGUUUUUUGUAGUAUGUCAUACGUGGUCCUGUUCAUGGAGUAUUACAACCACUGUUAAGGAAAAAACAUCAUUUUGAGAAUAAAGUCGAAAAAGUCAUAAUAUUACAAUAUAAAGUUGUGAUUUUAUAUUGAUAACGUUAUUGAUAAAGUUCUAUGAUAAUAUGGUUUUUGGUGAAAUCUGUUGCAGGUCAUUGUUUAUUAUGUAACAGUGAAUGAAAGGUUUGGCUAAUAUUAUGACUUUUAUUCUUUCUCAAAAUGACACAAAACAACUUUCUUGUAAAAUUGUGACUUUAUUCUUCAUAUAUUACACCUUUUUUCAAAAUAACAAUUUUACUCAUAAUAUUAGGACCUUUUACUUUUUGCAAAAUUGUGACUUUUUCUUCCAAUGUAGAGUUCAUUGUCACGACAGUACAACUUUUUCUCCAAAUAUUUCAACUUUAUUCUCACAUUUCUUUCUCGAACAGUCUGUCCCAGGCCUUUUAUGAUGCGGUUCUAUUAAAAAAAAAAGGUAAAGCUGUUGCAUUAGAAAAGAAAAGCAUUACAUUUUCUGAUGUCAAAAUUUCUCAUGGAGGUGCCCGACCAACUCACCUCUUGAAAAGUCAAGACUUUUUUUGUGUGGAAACAAGUUAGAGCUUUACGUUUUGUUUGUUUGUUUUUUAAUUUGAAGCUUUGUUUUAGUCAUUAUUUUUCUUAUUGUUAUUUAUCCCAAACCGUAAAGAAUCCUCUGCUUCUGUGCUGCCCACAGAUCUGCCUAAUUUUUCAGUUAUGUUGCAAUAAGAUAUUUUCUUUUUGAUACCACUAAGGCAGGAAAAACACAUGUAGAUGCACUUAUGAGUGAGAUACUAUUUAUUUUUCAUUUUUAUUAUUAAUAUAUUUUUUGUUGGCCCUGCUCCAACAAAUCCCCAGUGUAGCUUUGUUUACGCAGUUGUUUUCUUGAUCAUUGUUACAUUCUUCUUGUUAUUAGCUCACACCCACACACUACUUUAGGAGUAGAAUGAUUGGAAGGAGGGUUUCUACAGAGCAGCAUGUGGUUCCUAAACAACUUGAUAACUAAGGAGAAUCUUGUCAAAUAUGUAUCUCUUUAUGUUUCCCUCUCUUCCUCUCUGUUCGCUCAUCAACAGCUACGCAACAUCUCCAUUAGAGCCAAACAAGGGAACACUGUUUUUGUAGUUUUCAUUUCUAACUUUUUUUUCUUGUUCAUUCUACUCUUGGAGAGUUUGUUGUCAUGGGAAAUGAUGUUACAGGAUGAAAACAAUAACAAUAAAUUACAAAAUGGU
Molecule: messenger RNA, 7528 nt
Organism: Scomber scombrus (Atlantic mackerel)
Lineage: Eukaryota; Metazoa; Chordata; Actinopteri; Scombriformes; Scombridae
Product: sarcoplasmic/endoplasmic reticulum calcium ATPase 2
Exons: 24
Coding region: 386-3562 (1058 amino acids)
Biological process (GO): intracellular calcium ion homeostasis; calcium ion transmembrane transport
Cellular component (GO): membrane
Molecular function (GO): ATP hydrolysis activity; P-type calcium transporter activity; ATP binding
Source: RefSeq, a predicted model, not a curated record